This is a messenger RNA of Ceratotherium simum simum (southern white rhinoceros), 3682 nucleotides long. Lineage: Eukaryota; Metazoa; Chordata; Mammalia; Perissodactyla; Rhinocerotidae. The record is from RefSeq and is a predicted model, not a curated record.
GUCGGUUGGUUGUCAAGAUGGCGACGGCAGUGGUGGGGUUGCUGCCGCCACCUCUGCCACUGCCAAGCAAGGUCGCCGCCACAGCUGCCGUCGCCACCACAGCCACCAGCGUCGCUGCGCGGGAACGAGAGCUGCCGAGGCCAACCCUUCCGCGCCCGUGACGCGGGGCCUAGAGACGAAGUGUUGGGAGGGGCCGAGGAGGAGGAGGAAGCCGGAGCUGCCAUGAGGGAGGCGCUAGGGGCAAGCGGGGAGGCGUCUCUGAGGUGAAGGAUGCUGGCCGGGAGGCCCGGAGUCCGGAGCGCGGUGGCAGGCCUGGGCGCUGAAUCCUCGGACGCUCGCGACAGAGCCCCCCUCAGCCCUCGGUUGAGCGGCGGGCGUCACCGACCUGGCGCUUACCUAGAUAUGAAAAUCCAUCUAGAGAAAAAUUUAGAAGAAGAACGCCAAAUAUUACUGCAGCAACAAAAAAUAUGUCGAAAUCGAGCACGUAGAUAUUUUGUGGAGUCAAAUCGAAGAAGAAAAGCUUUUGAAGAGAAACAAAAAGAACAAGAAGAAAGAGAACACCAAAUCAGAGAACAAAUACUUCAACAAAGAAAACAGAAGUUUGAGGAAGUUACUGAAAAAUUCCAGCGUGCCCAUAUUCCUCUUUCACAGCGAAGGAGAGCAGUUUUCCAAAAACCAGUUCCUCCAUUGGAAGAGGCCCUCAAACAAAUUCAGGAAUCCAACUUAAAAUCAGAAGUAAACCUUCCCUCUUCCCACAGACCCACAAUAAACCGGAGAACUAUAAAUAAUGCCUUGGUUUCAUCAUUGUCAAAAAAUGAUCACAAGCAUCAGAAACAUCUCUUAUCCAAAAUCAAUUGUGAUAAAGAAAUGAAGGAAAACAGCAGGGCAAACUUGACUACUAACAAAGAUGCGUUCCAGCUUAAACUGGAGGAAACUCAGAAACUCCUAGAAGAUCAGCAUCUAAGCAGUUUGCAAAAAUUUCGUGAUGAAGUUAAUCAGAUAACAAAUUCUGAAACCCUCUCAAGUAUAGACAGUCUUGAGGCUGGGGCACAUGAAGAAAUAUAUUUAACACUUAAUAAGGAGCCUUCCACAUCAAUCCAGCAGAAUUCUGUUUUCCUCACAUUGGCAAAUCUGCAAUCAACUAAUCUAAGCUGCUUUGAUGAAGAUAAACUGUCAUUCUCUAAAACUCAACGUAUAAAUAAUUGGCUUACAAAUUUAGAUGAUCCAAAUACUCAGACUGUUACACCUUUCUCAGAUAUUUUAAGUAAACCUAAUGUUCUACCUUCAUGUGAAUGUUUUAAUAGUAAAGAACAAAAUACAUCUGCUCUGAGUAGAACUGUGGAAAGAGCCACAGAUACUGCUGAUAAUUCAGUAGCCUUUGUAUAUAGUCCACCCAUAUUUGUUCAAGACAAAAAAAGUGAAAAGAUCUCUGAAACUAGCACUAUGAGGACAACUGACUCUUCUUCUGGAGCAUUCAAAAAGGAAAGACCAUUAGUUACUGAAAGCCCAACGUUUAAAUUCAGCAAAGCCUGGACCACUCCAGAUUCUCUAAGCCAGGAAAUGGCUGCAUUUUCGGACCAAAAGAAAUAUUCUGAAUUAACUCAAGAAAAAAGAACUACUUCAAUUCCUACUUCAUUUGUACCUGUGACAACGCCUUUAGUUUUGCCAUCUAAUAGACAAUCAGCUAGGCCUUUACCAAACAGCAGUAUACAGAUAAAAGAAAUUGACCCAGUGCAGUGUUCUGAUAAGUUAGGGGAACUGGAAGGUAUUAAAGAUGAAAAGAUAAAAUAUUUUAAUUUUAAUAAGGAAGAGUUGCCUUUCUUUUCAGAUGAUCUUCAAGCUGCCUAUAUACCUCACAACUCUGAUUCAAAAGAUAAAAAACAGAAAAUAGCUGAAACGCCAACAUCAUUGUCUAAUAUAAUAUCUAAUUGUGACUUAGUUGGUCAGCACAAAAAAAUGAAAUACGACAUUCAUGAGAGAAAUGGUGUGAAGUUUCUUAAAAGUAUUUUAAAAAAAGAAUCUAAGUACGAACAUGAUUGCUUUAAGGCACUAGUUAUAAACCAAGGCUUCAAGUUAGGAAGUCAAAAAGCAGCAAUUAUCAGAGAUAGUAUUGAAUUAACAAAAGAAAAAGGAAAAGGUUCAGAAAUUCCAAAGACUAUUAAAAAACUGAGAUGGUUUGAUGAAACUGGAGAUACAGAAAAAAAUGCUGAAGAUAAUCAUUCACUGAAGAAUAGAUUAGGAAUAUCUCAACAGUGGUCUCACCCAUUCCACAUUCAAACUGAAAGUGGUACUGCCAGCAACAUAAUUAGUGUUCCCACCUGUGCUAUAAAUUCUGCUGACAGAAAAAAGCCCAAGGAUGAUUCUGUCUCUGGAAAUGUCACUGCUUCAGAAACACCUGGAAUAGACCAUGUGCCUUUGAACUGUUUUAUACCUUCAGGUUGUAAUAUUGCUAAACAUGCCUUGUCAGCCUCAAAAAGAGAGGAAAGUAAAUCCCCUGUGGAUAGUGGUGAUUCUAAAACUCAGAAAGCUAAUCCACAAAGCAGUAGAGCAAAAGUAAUUAGAAGAACAAGACCUGCUAAAGUCCAAUCAGGCUUUAUAUAUACGAACAGAAAAGGUACUGUUAUUCGACCACAGUCUGCAAGCAAAGCCAAUACAUUUCUACAAGCUCAGGGUAAAUUAAUUGUACCUCAUCCCCCUCCUAAAUCUCCAUCAAAUAUUAGGAGUGGUAAAAAUAUACAAGUAUCUCAGUGUCAAUUAGUAAUAUCUGAAAAUUCUCAAAACAUAAUUUCACAUAACUAUUUUAAUUCAAAUUAUGUGCUUCCAGCAGAAAACAAAUUGAAUCAAUGGAAUCAAGAAAGUAGUCUUCCACUCUCACAUGUUUGUUCUGACUUAGACACUGUGAUGCCAUCUCUACCAUAUUGUUCUUCUGAGUGCCAAACUUUAGCAAAAAUAAAUCAUUCAAAUGGCAUUCACAUGGUUGCCCAGCAAGAUGAGACAUUACAUUAUACCCAAAGAUGUCCUGUUUAUGAAGAAAGUCAUCAUUCUGUGACUCUUAGAACUACUAAAGAAGAAUCUGUUCCCUUGUGGAAAAGACAGCAUAAUAUUCUGGGUCAAAAUGAAAAGGCUGCUGAUUCUACCGUUAUAAGAAGAAAACGAAUUGUUGAAAAUAAGCAGAGAACUCUUUUAGAGCAGAAAAGAGAAAACCCUGGAUCUGUAGGACAGAAGUAUAGUGAGCAAAUGAAUAAUUUUGGACAAAGUGUCCAGCUAAGUUCAAGUGAGCCAAAACAAACCACAAGGGGUACUUCUAAUAUUGAAGAAGUUUCAGACAGUACUUCUGAGUUUUUGAUGGCUGAAAACCUAGUGAAUGCUUCAGUGCCUGAGGAUGAAAUUCUAACUGUCAUGAAUAGCAAGCAGCUACAGAAAUCAAAUCUGGCUUCAAAUAAGACCCAGCGAUUCAAUAUCUGUGCACUAUCAGCUGAAGAACAGAAGAUCCUACAAUCCCUUAAUCGUCUCAAUGAAAGGUUACACUUACUAUGUACAAGAAACCAUUUGCAAAAAUCCAUCCAUCAAAAAUACCUUACAAAUAAUACCAUUUCCGAACAGCCAGCCAAGGACCAGUCUAUCUCCUGAUGUUGAAUCCAGACUGCAGAGAAAAUACUGAUGAAGUAUAACAGUAACUAUU